Guillardia theta CCMP2712 is the source of this 627-nucleotide messenger RNA. RefSeq lists its product as hypothetical. Gene Ontology annotation, biological process: protein folding in endoplasmic reticulum. Gene Ontology annotation, cellular component: EMC complex; membrane. The transcript is spliced from 8 exons. NCBI's taxonomy places the organism in Eukaryota, Cryptophyceae, Pyrenomonadales, Geminigeraceae. The annotation marks the transcript as partial. The record is from RefSeq and is a predicted model, not a curated record.
AGAUGCUGCACGCCAGGUCGAGUCUCUGCGCGUUGACUUCUCUCUCCCUGGUGGCGUCGAGCUUGGCCAAGAAGGUAGAGGAGGCAGGCUUUGACUGGCAACAUCACGGAAACGGAGACAUUAUCCUGGACACUCGCAUUCGAGACUGGGUGCUGAUCCCGAUCUUUAUCAUCAUGAUCUUCUUCACUAUGCUGAGAGAGCUCGCGGGAAAGAUGAUGAACGCAACUUCUACCCCGGAGAUCAAGGCGUUCAAGGAGACUCAAGCGUUGACUCGGUCACAGCUCGUCAGGUCACACUGCUACUGGCUCACAGAGUCUUCCUUCAUGCGUCGAAAAGCGUUCUACACUGACAAGGAUCGAGGCGUCUUCAGUGACCCCAACGUCACCAAAUCAGAGAAAGAUCCUCUCGCCAUGAUGUCAGACCCUUCAAUGAUGAUGCAGCAGCAGAAGUCAAUGUUCACUGUCAUGCUGCCCCAGAUGGUCAUGAUGGGGCUGAUCAGCUACUUCUUUUCCGGAUUUGUCAUGGUCAAGAUUCCUCUUCCUCUGUCCCUCAAGUUCAAGGCGAUGACGCAAAGAGGGAUCGAGCUCUCCUCUCUCGACGUCACCUACGUCUCCUCCUUCUCAUGGU